AUGCUGCUUAGGGUCAACAGGCUCAAGACUGAAAUAGUAUCCUCCUGCGGCGUUGACGAUCUUCGACAUCAUCUCGAAAUCAAGGAUGUGAUCUUCGACAUCAUCUCGUCCUUGGGCAAUGGUUGCUUGUCGCCAAAGAAAUUUCCCCUCGACGACCAUGCCAACUGGGACUUACUCUUUGGCGAUACCUCAGCUGUCAGUGAUACUCUCAAGAGAUGGUUUCAACCCAAUCGGAUCACCAUUUAUCCCCAGGCUUUGUGUUCACAGCACCAAGCUUUACAGGAUUGA
Guillardia theta CCMP2712 is the source of this 288-nucleotide messenger RNA. RefSeq lists its product as hypothetical. Bases 1 to 288 code for a protein of 95 amino acids. The record is from RefSeq and is a predicted model, not a curated record. The transcript has a single exon. NCBI's taxonomy places the organism in Eukaryota, Cryptophyceae, Pyrenomonadales, Geminigeraceae.